Symbiodinium sp. CCMP2456 is the source of this 495-nucleotide messenger RNA. The record is from the annotation of a GenBank genome assembly. NCBI's taxonomy places the organism in Eukaryota, Dinophyceae, Suessiales, Symbiodiniaceae.
GUGAUAUCUGCCAUCGGCAGCAUCGGCUCGGCUGAUGAUGAACAAGGGAACGGAGCCACCAACGAAGCUGCAGUUGCAUCAGCAGCAAAAGCUGGAGUGAAGCGCUUCGUCCUAGUGUCUGCGAGCAAGGAUGUUGGUGAAGCUGGAGUUGAUGCCAUUUUCGGACCGUAUGUCAAGGGCAAGCAGCGUGCUGAAGCAGCAGUGAAAGCCAGAUAUUCCGACAGCAGCCUUGUUCUGCAGCCGAGCUUUAUUUAUGGCGGCGAUGAAUUCAGUGCUACACCGCCGCGGGUGGCUGGAUGGUAUGGCGAGAAGGUGGAGAACCUCUUGGCUACAGACCUGUUCAGAGCAGCCGCUUCCGCAUCGCCUGCCUUCCUGCGACUCGCGCUCUCACCACCACUUGCUGUCGAUGAUGUCGCGAAGGCAGCAGUGGCCGGCGCUGCUGGGCGUGCGACCGGAACUUUGGAAAGUCAUGAUGCCAUCGUGGCAGCCCGCUAA